Messenger RNA from Parus major (Great Tit), 10297 nucleotides. It is a transcript of the gene STRN, whose product is annotated as striatin. NCBI's taxonomy places the organism in Eukaryota, Metazoa, Chordata, Aves, Passeriformes, Paridae. The record is from RefSeq and is a predicted model, not a curated record. The transcript has 19 exons. Gene Ontology annotation, cellular component: dendrite. Gene Ontology annotation, molecular function: calmodulin binding; protein-containing complex binding; protein phosphatase 2A binding. Bases 87 to 2585 code for a protein of 832 amino acids.
GGCGGGACGCGCCCAGGUUGUUGCUGCUGCUGCUGCUGCCGGGACGCGGCGGGAGCGGCGGCGGCGAGCCAGGACCCGGCCCGGCCAUGGACGAGCAAGCGGGGCCCGGCGUCUUCUUCAGCAACAACAACAACAAUAACGCCCUCCUUCUGCCGCCGCCGGCGGGCGGGCCGGGGCUGGAGCCGGGCGAGGCGGCAGCAGCGGCGGCCGCGGCGGCAGCAGCAGGAGGCGGCGGCGGUGGAGGGGGAGUCUCAGCCUCCGGAGCCGCCGCGCCGCUCUCGGCGUCCCGGGCUCAAUACAGCGUGCCGGGCAUCCUGCAUUUCCUGCAGCACGAGUGGGGCCGCUUCGAGGCGGAGCGCGCCGAGUGGGAGGCGGAGCGGGCGGAGCUGCAGGCCCAGAUUGCCUUUCUUCAAGGUGAAAGGAAAGGACAGGAGAAUUUGAAGAAGGAUCUAGUGCGGAGAAUCAAAAUGCUGGAAUACGCGCUCAAACAGGAAAGGGCUAAAUACCAUAAAUUAAAAUACGGCACAGAACUGAAUCAGGGAGAUAUGAAGCCACCGAACUAUGAUUCUGAUGAAGGGAAUGAGACAGAGAUUCAGCCACAACAGAACAGUCAGCUAAUAUGGAAACAAGGACGACAGCUGUUAAGACAGUAUCUACAAGAAGUGGGCUACACCGACACGAUAUUGGAUGUGAAAUCAAAACGAGUGCGAGCUUUAUUGGGCCUCUCAAGUGAUGCUUCAGAAAAAGAGAACAGAAAUCAAGAGCCAAUGGUAAAUGGCACAGAGGGCCAGAUUAAAGAAAACGCAAUGAUCGGGAAACCUGAAUUGACUGACUCUGCCUCUCUGCUAGAGACCUUCAAGUUUCUUGAAAAUGCAGCUGCAGAUUUCAGUGAUGAGGAAGAUGAAGAAGAUAUUGAAGGAAGAGAGAAAACAAUCAUUGAUACUGCAACAAUUGUAAGGAAAAGAGUGUUAUCUGAUAGCAGUGAAGACAGAGAUACAGAAGAAGCUUUGAAAGAGUUUGACUUUUUGGCUACCUCAGAUGAUGGUGAUGGGGAAUCAAGAAGUUCGGGAGAUGGAACAGACUGGGAAAAGGAAGACCAGUGUCUCAUGCCUGAAGCCUGGAAUGUCGACCAGGGAGUUAUAACCAAACUCAAGGAACAAUACAAAAAGGAGCGCAAGGGGAAAAAGGGGGUGAAGAGAAAAACUACCGAAGAUAUGUUUCAGCCUCAAUCCUAUAUAAAACAGUCAAAACAGGGAUGUGGGAAAAUGAUGGAGCAAAGCACAGGGCCCAACAGGUCAAAGCUGCAAGAUAUGCUUGCAAACUUGAGAGAUGUUGAUGAUCUCCCUUCAUUACAACCAUCUGUUGCACCUUCUUCUAGGCCCAGUAGCUCAAGGCUCAUUGAACAUGAGAUAAACAGGACGGAUGAAGUGGAAGCUUUAACAUUCCCUCCGUCCUCAGGGAAAUCGUUCAUUAUGGGAACAGAUGAAGCCCUUGAAAAUGAACUGGGUCUUGGAGAACUGGCAGGCCUUACUGUAGCAAAUGAGGCAGAUUCGCUGACUUAUGAUAUAGCCAACAAUAAGGAUGCAUUGAGAAAGACUUGGAACCCCAAAUUUACGUUAAGAAGUCACUUUGAUGGAAUAAGAGGUCUCGCUUUUCAUCCGGUUGAACCAGUCUUAAUAACAGCUUCAGAGGACCAUACAUUAAAAAUGUGGAAUUUACAAAAAACAGCCCCAGCAAAAAAGAGUGCUUCUCUUGAUGUCGAGCCAAUAUAUACCUUCCGAGCACAUAAUGGACCAGUGCUCUGUGUGGUGAUGAGCAGUAAUGGUGAACAGUGCUACAGUGGGGGAACGGAUGGCCUCAUCCAUGGCUGGAACACGACCAACCCAAACAUCGACCCCUAUGACUCUUACGAUCCUUCUGUUCUAAGAGGUGCUUUUGUAGGCCAUACUGAUGCAGUGUGGGGUCUGGUUUACAGUGGAGCUCACCAGCGUCUGCUAUCCUGUUCAGCAGACGGCACUAUACGUUUAUGGAAAGCUACAGAAAUUGCUCCAGCUCUCAAUAUAUUUAAUGAUAAUCAAGAAAUGGGAAUCCCUUCAUCAGUAGACCUUGUGAGCAGUGACCCAAGCCUCAUGGUAGCAUCAUUUAACAGUGGACACACUAGCAUUUUUAACAUGGAGACACGGCAACGAAUUCUUACCCUGGAGUCCAGUAUGGAUACUACAGUCAGUUCUUCCUGUCAGAUAAACAGAGUCAUCAGCCAUCCAACUCUUCCAAUUAGUAUCACUGCUCAUGAAGACAGACACAUCAAAUUCUACGACAACAAUACAGGAAAACUGAUCCACUCCAUGGUAGCUCACUUAGAUGCAGUUACAAGUUUAGCUGUUGAUCCUAAUGGCUUGUAUUUGAUGUCUGGCAGCCACGACUGCUCGAUUCGCUUGUGGAAUCUUGAAAGCAAGACCUGCAUCCAAGAAUUUACCGCUCAUCGCAAAAAAUUUGAUGAGUCCAUUCAUGAUGUGGCAUUCCACCCAUCCAAAUGUUAUAUUGCCAGUGCAGGAGCAGAUGCCCUGGCUAAAGUGUUUGUAUGACGGAGUGCUUCCCAUUCAACUUUAGCUUUGUAUAUAUUUAACCAGCUGCACAAAAGAGAAGAGGAGGGCAUGAGUUGUUUUAUCUUGCCCUGUAAUUCAGAGAAUGUUUGUAAGUGUUUAGUUUUGCAGGGUGCUGUUUUCUAAAUUGACGUUUGUUCUGGUUUCUGUGAGCUCAGCUGGUGCUGAGAGCUUGGAAUCUCUCAGUUUCAAAUAGGUGAGGAAAAAAAAAAAAAAAAAAAAAAAAAAGCUUUUAUUUAGAGGGUGUGAAUUUUCGUCCAGGCAGGCCUUGGGUGAAACUAGGUCUACGUAUUCUCUAUUAAUAAAAUGGAGUACUGGAAAGAAGGGGUCUAAUUGCAUCAGGGAGUAGGAAAAGAGGGAAACUUCCUAGGAUGCUUCUCAUUCUCAAAUCACCUGGAAAAAGUGAUUCAAAGUCAGUUCACAUGCUCAUUACUGUAUCAUGUGAGAGGCACUUUGUCAUCCCUUUGGUAUGAAUAAAGUAGAUCUUGUUCAGAGAGCAGUAGUGGAUAGUUAAUCUCAGCCACCUGGCUGCUAGCCUAAGAUAAAUGCAAUUAAAGGAAGGCAAAUUACUAACAUAAAUUCAAAUGCAGUAAUAUUUCUGUUACAUCUUCUGUGUUUCUCGGUAAAUAUUUAGUUUGCAAAAAAAUUUAUAUAAUUUUUUUUUAGACUGUAUUAGCGUGUGGCUAGAAACUGAGCCUUUAGUCUAAAUCCCAAUUAACAACAGACUGAUGCAGUCUGUAUAUACUGUAGUAGCAAAUUUAACUUAUUCAGAUUUUAAUGCUGUUUAUUCUUGGAGAUCUGGCACAAGAAAUUAUCACAAAGCUUUCCAAAGAAGCUGUCCUACAAUUUUAGCUGUCAAACAUUCAUCUCUUUCUGUUCCUGCUAAAAAGGGUAUCUAUUCUGGGCAUUAAGGAUAACAGUGAAAUACUUCGUUCGAAGAUUAAAUCUGAUGCUUUGUAUGAGUCCUUUUAGUGGAAUAGGUGGGAACUAUACAAAGCUCCAUCACUUGGAGAGAUUCUGCUACUGUUAGAGAUAUUUCCCAGCUGCACCAUUUGAGGGACUUGUCCAUUUCACCAGGCGUAUGUGCCAUUGAUUGGGUUACCUGAAGAAUUACUUCUCGUAAUUACUCCACAGAUGUGCUUUGUUUAUCUAUUCAGAGCUUCUCUGUUGAUUUGACAAAUAACUUUUAAUCCAAUCUAUUAUUCCUUUUACCCUUCUUAAAGGAAGGCAAGUUGAUUCUUCUCUGUUAUGUGUCGUCAUCAGAAUUAUUACUAUUCAUAAGCACGAAGUUGGUGUUUUUCUCUGAUGGGAAUGGAAAGCAGAAUUAAUGCUAGAGUUGAUUUCUGGCGCUGAUAUGAGUAGGAAAGAACCCAGUGCAGCUCUCCAUAUACCAGCCUGAGGUUAAGACUGGAAACUGAUAAAUAAAUCUUUACCUUUAAACUGACACUUGGUAAGCAGGAGUCAUUGAAAGUUAUCAACAUAAGGUUUGACUAUGUUGUUUUUAGAGUGCCAUUUGGGGAUGGGACCACAUCUGAAGUUGAUCUCAGAGUUUAAACUAAGUAUAUUAUUUAGAAUAAAAGGUUGACCUGUGCUGUUUGAUCCUGCAACACAUUAUAUGUACUGCUAAAAUAUCCUGGAAUACCUUUUAUUGCUCAGAAUAUUCACAUGUCACUUCAUGAUAGUUGGUAUGCAAUAUAUUUCCUUAGAUAAUAUUAGAACGUUUACCAUCAGUUUUAUAGAUGACUACAAUAAUAAUAAUACAGAUGAUUUAGUUUUUAUAAAUUUUUUUGGUUAUGAUGAAAAGGAGGAAACUUGGCUGCAAAACUGAGCAUUCAACUUUGUGAGAGUUCUGUGUACUUGACUCAUAUUCUUUCAGUGUCAUUAUUUUAUUUCUUUUUGAAGAGAAAAUUACAAAGAUUUAUUUGAAAAAUUCUAAAAGUUAUGUAUAUUCUAUAUGUGUAUAUAUAUUGUAAACAUGUAUUAAAUGUGUCUAGUAAGGGAAGACUCCAUGGGUGCAUUUUAAUGUUUUAGUAUUAAGAGUUCUUUUGAGUUUGUGUAUACAAAGGAUGAUGGUUGUGAGUAUGAAAUGAAUGUUGUGCUUUUGCUUACACAAUAUAGUAUGUAGUCACAGUUGUUUAAAUUGUUGUACAUAAAAACUAAUAGGCCAGCAUGCUUGUUUUUAAAGACUGUCAUUCUGAUUACAAUUGGAAUGUAAGAAGUGGCUGUUCAAAUGUGAAUUGAAAGAUGUUUCCUUCUCACUACUGAGCUCUUGCUCAAACCGAAAAGUGAUUUUUUUAAAAGCUGGCAAUAGCUAGAGGAUGAGGUGCCUUUAAAAAACAAAACAAAACAAAUGUAGCCUUACAAAGAGGUUGUGGAAUAUAUAUAUUUUUGUGCUUGUCUUCAUAAUUGAUGUCAAUGUCUUUUUACUGUACUUGCUCACAUACUUGUAGGACUGCAGGGUAUUGUGCAUGAGCCUGUCAGAUCUUCUGAACAUCAUCAUAGGAGAUAGGGUUGAAAAAAUUAUUUAGGUUAUCUAGUCCAUCUGCUUGCUAAAGCAGGGUUGUAGACUUGUGUGUUCUAAUAUUGUCUUGGCCAGUGAGAUUUUAUGUGUUCUAAAACAAUUAGACUUCCUUUUAAAGAUUAUUUUAAGGAAUGCAUCUCACUGGCAGGAGGAUUUAUGUGGUAUUUAGUAGCUCUUUUUUGUAACUUCAUGCCAGUAUUCCAAACCAUGUUUUGUGCCAUUUUACAUAUUCUUCAUAGUCUUUGUAAUUUGGAACCUGCAUGUACACACUGGUUCCAUCUGUAUAUUUUCAUUCCUUUCUGCCUUCUUCAAGCUAUUUUUUUAGUCUGCUUUUUUUGCACAUUUCCUUGUUUUCAUUCUUUAAGCUCAAUUCUUCAAAUAUCAGUGUCCAUACCACCAUUCCACAUGCAUGAUUUGUUGGACUUAGUCUGAGGGUCAUCUUAAGUGUUAUUUGGUUGGGUUUAUCCUCUGUAAUGCAAUGCUUUUGUGUAGGAAGACCAAGCUUUUGAUGUCUGACAAACUUAAAUUGUAUUUCUUUAUGACAACUCCUUUAAAUAACAUUUGAGCAUUGCUGCUUUUCAAAUUUCUUCUUCACUUUUAGUAUGUUAUGAUUCUUUUGCAGCUAGAGGCUUAAAUCCUGUUUCAUGAUUAUCCUGGGUCUUACUUUGAACUUCUGACCUCUGAGGGCACUAAAUUAUUUUUAUUUGUUCCCCUUUUAUGUGCAGUUCUUCUUGGUUCAGUGUAAUUAGUAACUUUCAUUUAGUGUGAUACAUAUGUUUACUGAAAGUGUAAACAAAACUGAACCCAAAGCUUAUUCUUGGAAAAAACCCAUUUUUCUGCAAUAUCAGUAUAUAGCAUUUUACCAUUUCUAUUUUUCCUGUAUCUAAUUUAUAUGGUAAUUUUUUAAUGGUUAGCUCAUAUAAUUUUUUUGUGUAUGUUAGCCUGUGCUAAUGAUUUUGAUUUUACUAACUAAUUUAAUGGGAUAAUUUUCAGUCCUUCUGUAUGUUGAAAGUUGGUCCACUAGGUUUAAAUACCCACUUUUAAUUACUUCACUGGACUGUUUGCUGUCACGUAUUUGAUUCAGUUACCAAAAUGCUUGCACAGAAUGAUUCGGAGUAGCUUGGAAGAAGUUCUAGAUAUAUUGUGUUAGUCUUAGAAAAUCCUAGUGUCUGCAUUUAUUUUUGGGCCUAAGAGAGAAAACUUCCACAUAAAAGAUUCACUGCUUUCAUCUCAUUCAUCUUUAUUUUGAUAAAAUAUGUUCUUUAGAAAGAAGGCUGUAGAACUAUAGGCCAUAUACUGUAGGCUUAUUUUUUAGGACAUGUAUUUUCAAAUAAUGUUAUGUUAAAGCAGUCCCAUGUAAUUUGGGUGCAAGCUUGGUAAGUGUGUGGUGUUCACCAUACAACUUUGUGAUUAGGUCAUACAACACUGUUUUUCGGUUGUGAAUUUAAACUAACCAGAGACUUGUUCUUUUGAGUAAAUGUGUGAGAGAUAAAGAACUUAGUUACACCACUUUUUCGGUACAUUUGUUGGAUCACAGAUGUGUCCUCUUCCCCUGCCUCCUUAGGUUUCAACAGUGUAAUUUUGGGGAACAGCAAUUUCUGUAAAUUCUGAAAUGUAAUUUCUCAUGUGUUCUUUGAGCAGUGUUCGAUGGGCAGAAGUGUGGAAACAAACAGUUGAAAAGCAGGCAUAACUAUCAGAUAAUCAAGUUUUGAUUUUAUUAAUGCCUUUCCAGAUGUGUAUUUGGAAACAUUUGCAGGCUGUGGCUUGGCAGUGUGUUUACAGACCGCACCGGGUAUCCAAGAGCUUACUUGGUGCCUGUGUGAAGUACCUAGUCAACCUGAGUUGCAUUACGGAAGAAAACGCAGCCAUUGUGGUUGUCCUGUGCUGAAAUUUGUGGCUGUUUAGUGGAAGUUGGUUUGGACUACACUGUUAGAAAUCAAAAUACUAUAACCUCUCCCAUGUUGUUAAUUGGUUUGUAUAAAAUGCGGCAAUCUUUGACAUGGCAAUAUGAGUUUUCUUGGGUAGCUGCUAUUCAUGAGCAUCAUAGAGAUGCUUGGCAUAGUUGUUAGUAUUGAGUGACUGAGAGGAUGAAAAGAUUUCCCUAAAAAAAUGCUCAGAUGUUUCAGGAAGCUCCCUUUUUUCCAUAAAGGCAUGAAGGUGUUGAGAAUAUUUCACCUAAAACUGAUAAUAUGUUUAGUUGAAGAGAGCUACAAUAGGUGAACAGUUUUGACUCUUUGAUCAUCAGUGUCUUUAAGCUUAGAGACAGUUAUGGAAUCUAUUUGCCUGUAAACUACCACUGAAAGCCUCUGUCAUGUUCCUACUGAGCAGUAGAGAAACUGAUGGACAGCAGUGUCGAUCCAUUCAGUUGUGUCAGGGGUAUUUUACAAAAAAACAACCCCUAUUGUAAAAGAUAGUGUUAACUACAGCAGAGCAAAUGAACAAACUCCUGGAAGAGGGAGGAGUGGAGAAGGACCAGGAUGACUCUUGUGUAAAUAGUCCUUGUUUGGGUACAUGUUCUUGUUUAGCUGGUGGGAAUGUUCCCAGGAGGGAGAAUGAUUGGCAAUGUGACCUUUAAAAAAAUGUCUGUGCCUGUGCUAAUGAACAUACCUGUGCAGGUUAUCUGUUCUUUUGGUAUGUGCUUUUUACCUUCCCACUUAAAUUUUCCUUUAGGAUAUGUUUUCUCAGAGUCUUAAAAUCUCAUCUGCAAUGAGCUCUUACUGCAGGAUAAAUUUCAUAAAGGAUUCCUGAUUUUCCUCUUGAAGUGUUUUUUUGAAGGGUGGUAGAGUUUCAGCUUCAGCUGCACCCCUCUCACCACCAAAAGGCUGAUUUGUACCACCUUACACCCAGUUCAUUUAAUUCUAGUGUGUUAUCUCUUAGCCUGCCUUCUGACUUGGUUUUGCUGCUCUAUAGUUCAGUUGUGAAAGCCUAUGAAUUGCUAUAUCAUUUAAGAUAUUUCUGAGAAUCUGCAUUCUGCUACAGAAGGCAUAAAUCCAGUUGAAUAGUAUAACGUGUGGAUCUCGUCUGGUUUGUUGUCCGAAGAGACUUCUUGUUAGAUUACGAAAUCCAAACUAUGGCUGAGCUAAAAAGGCAUUUAAUGAUAUUAUAUUCUUCUUAGCCCAACUUCUUCCUGCUUAAGUAUAGAUUGUGGUAUUGCGUGUUAGACUAAUUUUGCCCUGCUCAUACUGCCAAGCCAUGCUGUGAUCCUGAGAGAUCACACCAGUAUUUAAACCAUGCCCUGUGCGUGUGUUUCUAAGCUGCUCAAAGCCUUGUGUUGACAUGGUCCUCCAGGCCAGUCUUCUUCGAGUCUCUCAAGUUUGAAUUGCAGACUCCCAAAAUUGCUUUCUGGCUAUUUUGAGUAACCCUUGUCCUCACACCAGAGUAUUAGACUGUGGUGUUGAGAAAAGAUUUAUGUAUCAGGAUUUGUACUAUUAUGAAAGGGAAAGGAUAACUUACUGCCAAGCCAAAUAUUGUCAUUAUUUUUCAAUUACUUGUGAAAAGCAGCCAAAAACAUUGUAUAAGGGAUAAAUUAUGGACUUCAAGCUAAUAUUUUUCCAUUAAGAAUUUAUUUUUUUAUGCUUCCUGUCAUCAAGAUACAGUGCUUUCGAAUGUAGCUUGUUUUCAGAUGUAUGGCUCCUAGAAUUGUUUCCUUGCAGUUGGACAUUUGUAAUUGUGCAUCAGUUUUGAAAACUGUCUCAUAUGUGUUAGCUCUUCUUUUGGAAAUGCAAACUGAGCAUGUUAACUAAUGAUUUCUUGUACCAUUAUAGUCUUAAGCAGACUGAAAAGCAGUUUUGUGCUAUGUUUUCCUUGAAUAGUGCAUCUGAAAAAACUUGUAGAAGGAACUCCCAUGAUGAGAUGACUUUUGUUGCUGUAAGGUUCUCUGUUGACAUUUGUCAUUUUUGCAUUGUAUUUUGCAUAACUGUCUUCAGUUGACUGCCAGGUUAAAAAAGACAAAUUUCUUUGCCAUAUGGACUAUAGCUUGGAUUUUUUUUUUUUGUCGUUUUUGCUUAUAUUAAUACACUUUCUUCUUUUCUACUAGAAUUUAGUGAUACCUGGCAGCUCUCUUUAGGAGAAGUUACUACAGGUGAUAACCACUAACACGUUACUAAUUACAGUGGCUUCCCUUCUGUUUUGGGUCACUUCCAUGGCAGAUUGUUGAUAUGAAAAGGCUACUGUGGCUGAUAUAUGAACAGCUAAAGGAUAUUAAGAUUCACCUUCAGAACUAUCCUGAGGUUAUGAUUUUAUACACCAGUUUUGAAUGACUACUUUGAAACAAUGUUGGGCUUAAGUGUCUUGCAGAAUUUUGGAUCCAAAUGAGAAAUACCUACUUGUUGAGUAAUAGUCUGCUUGUCAAUUUUUUGUGUAUGGCUCAGUACGAGGCUGUGUCAGAAUUGCAGUACCACCAAAAUUACCUUGUUUAAAUGCAACUGUUGUACAAAAGUGAAUGUUAUUUUGAGUGAGGAAUUCUGGUUUCUAAUUUAUGAAGGAAAUAGUUUUCUUGGGAGUAAGCAUCCAUAAAUGUAAUAUAUUUCAUGAUUUUAAAAAGGCUUAUUAAUCAUGGGACGUGAGAAAAAUGAAAGUGAUUCAUUCUCCAAAGAUUUGUUAAGUGUUUAUUAUUACAAGUAUAAAUUUUUGCUUUAAAUGGAAAUGCUUCUUCAAAAAUUUAGUAUUAAACUUCUUACUAAAACUCAGUAGUUUAAAAUGCUGGAUAAAUAUCUAAAACGGCAAAGAUAGAAAAUUCAGAGGGAGAUUAUUUUGAAAUAUGCCAGUGUCAUUUUGAGCUUCUCAAGUGUAGCCCUGAAUUUUCUCUUUUUCACUGCAAUUCAUAUUUUGUGAAACUUCUUGGAUAGGUUAUAUUUAAAGCUACAUUCACUUGCCUGAAUAAGUCAAAUAAAUAUUUUGUCAUUUAAAAUUAUAUAGAUCUGCUUAUGUUAGUGUGCCAUUUAAAAUGAGACCCCAUUGAGGUAACCAUGCAGGUAUUUGUGUUGGUAUGACAGUAGUGAAGUGGGGUAUCUGUGUACUGUACCCGCAUUCUGUGCUGAGCAAAAUCACACGGACUUCCAGAAAUAAGCAAUGGUUUUUAAGAGCAGCUUUAUUUAAUGUUGCAGCAGCAAGUGUCAUUUGUACCAUAUAAUUAUGUAAAUUGGGUGCUAAUAAAUACUAUUUUUCAACAUUU